This is a messenger RNA of Scomber japonicus (chub mackerel), 1342 nucleotides long. Its product is annotated as exocyst complex component 3-like protein 2. The annotation marks the transcript as partial. The transcript is spliced from 5 exons. Gene Ontology annotation, molecular function: SNARE binding. Gene Ontology annotation, cellular component: exocyst. The record is from RefSeq and is a predicted model, not a curated record. NCBI's taxonomy places the organism in Eukaryota, Metazoa, Chordata, Actinopteri, Scombriformes, Scombridae. Gene Ontology annotation, biological process: exocytosis; exocyst localization.
AGGUUUCGUGCAGCGCUGCGCUCAGUGUGACACUUCGGUCAGCGAGGACUCUCUCCGUCGAGCCAACAAAGCUCUGGAUCACAUCGUCCAGCAGGGAGUCAGAGUGCUGUCUGAACGCCUGUACCUGCACAUCAGGCCUUUCUUCGAGCGGCUGGUGAAGAGGAAGUGGCUCAGCAACACGGAGCCGUACGAGCAGAUCGAAACUCUGAUCAAAGAAUACUUCAAGAAAUACCACAGGAUGGACAGCCCGCCCUACCAGCUGCUGGUGGCCGAGGUCCACCGCCGCGUCGUCACCGAGUAUCUCCGCUCCGUCAUGCGCGGCAGAAUCAUCUGCACCUCCAUGAAGAUGAGGAAGAGGAUGGCCGGCCGGCUCCGAGACGAAGGCAAACAGAUCAAAGUCCUCUUCAAGGACCUGGAGUCUCCAUCCAGCUGGUUGGACAGCGCUCUGUCUCACAUCUCAGAGAUCAUCCAGCUGGAGGAUGUCCCCUCCAUCCAGAUGGAGGUCGGAGUUCUGGUCCGAGAGUUUCCAGACGUCAGGAAGAAGCACGUGUCCGCCAUCCUGAACAUCCGCGGCAUGACCCGCCAGGCGGAGCGUCAGGAGAUCAUCAACAUCGUCAAAGACAUCGAGAGCACCGACGGCGGCGGUUCGAUCCGGAUGUCCCGGGACCGCGCCCUCUUCGCCGAGGUGCCGGUCACCUCCGAGGUCCACUGCCUGAACGUUGGCCUGAGCCGCAUCGCCCUCACCGCCUCGUCCUGCUUCAGCUCGCUGCGGCCGCGGCGACCCAAAGCCCGAACGCCCGUCCAGGACAACCCCGACGACGGCCUCUGAACCGCCGAGCUCAGAUCUUUAUCGAGACAAUCCUGACGGGAAUUUAACGCCGGGAGUUGAAGCUUGGUUGUUUGGAUGAAAACGAAGCUGCUGUGGUUUAAUAAAUUAACUGUUUGCUAAGCCCCUCCCACCCAAACUACAGCUGUCCAAUCACAGCUUAGCAACACUAACGAGUCACAGCAGAAACAGAAGAGAGAAAGAGCUUUUUUACUCUCUUCUACAACAGACCUGUCAACUCUCUUUCGUUUCCUUAUUUGCUCAUAAAUCUCCACAUUUCCAUUUUCUUCCAUUUUCACAGUCGUACAGUUGUUUCAGUUUCAGAUAAAGCAGCAUCUUUGAUCGUCCUUCUACUCUUUGACAAGUCACGACGGUCAUUCAGUCAGAAAACAGCACGAGAAAUGGACAACGAAAUAAGUAUUUUCCAUUACCGACAAAAGAUCUGUUAGAUUUGCUUCAACAUUAAAUAUCACAAUAAAAAAGACAGCCUGUGAUCAAAUUACAGCAAAUUCAUUC